GAAGGGGAGUUGAACUGCAAACCUUCCUCACCAGCAGACAGCCGCCCACACAAGGAAGUGGUUAUAUGUUUCUAACAGGGAAGGGGAAGUAGUGCAUAUUUGGAGAGAAAAACGACUAAGGAAAUACUUUAGUUCAUUCAGAGCAAAGCCAGCGUUUGUGUUGACUGCUCAGAGUCCACGAACUCGGGCUUCUGUUGCAGACUUUGUCAAUCCCCCCCACAUCUCAGUUUUUUUACGGUUUCCUGGGAAAAAGCAGCCAUGUCUUAUCACAGUUUUCUCCUUGAACCUAUCAGCUGCCAUGCCUGGAACAAGGACCGAACUCAAAUUGCACUGUGUCCUAAUAACCAUGAAGUCCAUAUCUACAAGAAGGAUGGAAACAACUGGAGCAAAAUCCAUGUGCUGAAGGAGCACAAUGGCCAGGUUACUGGCAUUGACUGGGCCCCAGAGAGCAAUCGUAUUGUGACCUGCGGCACUGACCGUAAUGCAUAUGUCUGGACCCUAAAGGGAGAUGCAUGGAAGCCCACCCUGGUCAUUCUCAGGAUCAACCGUGCCGCCCGCUGUGUGAAAUGGUCUCCUAAAGAAAACAAGUUUGCAGUGGGCAGUGGCUCACGUCUGAUCUCAGUCUGCUAUUUUGAGCAGGAUAAUGACUGGUGGGUGUGCAAGCACAUUAAAAAGCCCAUCCGCUCCACCAUCCUUUGUUUGGACUGGCACCCCAAUAACAUCCUUUUGGCAGCUGGAUCAUGUGACUUUAAAUGCAGGAUCUUUUCUGCUUACAUAAAGGAAGUAGAAGAGAAGCCUGCUCCAACAGCUUGGGGCUCUAAAAUGCCCUUUGGGGAGGUCAUGUUCGAAUCUACUGGAACCUCAGGUUGGGUACACAGUGUUUGUUUCUCGGACAGCGGGAAUCGUGUAGCCUGGGCCAGCCAUGACAGCACCGUGGCAGUGGCUGAGGGAGGAAAGACUGCUGUCUGCGCUAGUCUGACUUCAGAAACCUUGCCUCUUCUGUGUGUGACUUUCAUUACUGAGAACAGCCUAGUGGCAGCUGGCCAUGACUGCUACCCUGUGUUGUUUGUCUAUGAUUCGAACAAAGCAGCCAUGUCUUUUGGAGGGAAACUCGACGUGCCCAAACAGAGUGCUCAGAAGGGCAUGACAGCCAGAGAACGCUUCCAGAACCUGGAUAAGAAAGCCACCGCUGACAGCAAAGAAGCUGUCCUGGAGUCUGUGCACAAGAACAGCAUUAGCCAAAUCUCAAUUCUUAAUGGAGGAAAAGCACAGUGUGCCAAAUUCUGCACCACUGGUAUGGAUGGAGGCAUGGCUAUUUGGGAUGUAAAGACCCUUGAAUCUGCAAUGAAGGACCUCAAGAUUGUCUAGAAAUAGCAGACAUCAGAACAAAAUGUCUUCCGUUCAUAUUGCUUGCCUUUUAAUUUUUUUUAAUGCAGUUGUCUAUACUUUUUUCCAAGAUUAUGUUUCGAUUAACAGUUUUAGUGGUUUAAGGAUUUUAUACUGAUGAAAUUUAGCAAACUGGUUCUGGAUGAACCAAAAACUGAAUUUUGUCUGAAUGUAUAUGCUGGUCAUAGAUUGCUUUUCUUGAAUUAGUGCAGGUACCUUGCAUUGGAGUUUUAAUAAACUGUAACUGAAACUAAUAAAGUAAACAUGAUUACUUGCUGAGGUAUAACAUGCUGAAUGCUUCCUGUGUUAACUCAAUUUCAAUGCAAUUCUAUGUAAUAUUUAUGAGAUGUAUAAUGAA
This is a messenger RNA of Sinocyclocheilus grahami, 1744 nucleotides long. RefSeq names its product actin-related protein 2/3 complex subunit 1B-like. The record is from RefSeq and is a predicted model, not a curated record. Gene Ontology annotation, molecular function: actin filament binding. Bases 259 to 1368 code for a protein of 369 amino acids. The transcript is spliced from 11 exons. Gene Ontology annotation, biological process: Arp2/3 complex-mediated actin nucleation. Gene Ontology annotation, cellular component: Arp2/3 protein complex; actin cytoskeleton. NCBI's taxonomy places the organism in Eukaryota, Metazoa, Chordata, Actinopteri, Cypriniformes, Cyprinidae.